Molecule: messenger RNA, 1804 nt
Organism: Microbotryum saponariae
Lineage: Eukaryota; Fungi; Basidiomycota; Microbotryomycetes; Microbotryales; Microbotryaceae
Source: the annotation of a GenBank genome assembly
AUGUUCUCGCGGUUGAGGCUGUUGUACCUCCGCGCCCUGGCGCUCGUCGGCCUGUCGGGUCGGGUCGAGAUCGUCCAUCAUCCGUCACCGCGGGUGCUCGUCAGGAUCGAUCCAAAGACGGGAGACAAGAUCAAAACCGGUUUGGACGAGGUGAUCAAGCGGUGCAAGAGUCUCAGCGGCGACGGAGGCUGGUACACGCCUACGGCUUGGCUCAGCAGGUGAGCUCGCAGCCCGCCGCUGAUCGCACAUCGACGUAGCCGUAGUUCGAGCUGCUGGCGCGUCGCAGCAAGCUGAUCUUUGGGGCUGAUGCGCAUCUUCGCAGUGGUCAUCUGGCGACAAUCUGGUGCACGAUCGCCAAGUUUGACUAGUCAGUACCACACUGCCGCAUGUGCAAAUGUUUCACUUUGCCGAACGCUGAUCAUUUUUCCUUCUCCUUCGGCAUUUUUCCUCGGCUCCUCUGCUUGCCCGCUUCCGUCGCGAUGUCUUUGUCUUCGGUUCGAAUCGGAAUCCACAGCGAUCACCUCAUCUACUCGAGGCAUACAAUCCGUGUGCCCGAUGGAGGAACGUUGUGCCUCGACAUCACUCCGCCCAUCAGUGCCGACUCGCCCAUCAUCGAGAACCAGCCAAUCCUUGUCGUCUGCCACGGUCUCACCGGAGGCUCGCACGAAUCCUACGUCCGGGACGUCUUGACGCGAGUCACCAAACCCAAGGACCAAGGUGGACUGGGAUGGCGAGGUCUAGUCGUCAACUCUCGAGGUUGCGCUGGAACACCCGUCACGAGCGCAAAACUUUACAGCGGGGGCACGACCGACGAUUUGCGGUGCGCUCUUGCUUUCUUGGGACGUCUCGCACCCCAAGCCCCACUGUACGGAAUCGGUUUCUCGCUGGGCGCGAACCAGCUGGCCAAAUACCUCGGUCUCGAAGGCGAGCGGACCGCGUUGAAAGCCGGUCUUGUCCUCGGCGCUCCAUGGGAUUUCGUCGAUGGCCACGUCGUGCUGUCGAGUUCAUGGUUGAGGUUGAUCUAUUCGAGGGCGAUGGCUGCGAACUUGAGGAGGAUCCUCAAACCGCAUCAGGCCCUGUUCGAGCCUCUUGAAGAGGUCGACUGGGAGGCGAUCUAUGGCAACCCUUACCAGACAUUGUAGGUCAUUGGCAUCUCAGCCCCCUCGCGGUAGGCAGUCUUCCAAGCGCACGUCACUGAGAGCAGCAUGUGUUCCUCGUACAGGUACGAGUUCGAUUCACUCUUCACCGGCCCUGUAUUCGGAUUCGUGAGUAUGCUCUGAAGGUUUAGGAGCGUUGCCAAGGUGAGCGAGUCGCUGACCCUUCUGCGAUCGGUACGCAGCGAUCGGGAGUUCACUAUUACCGAUGGGCAUCGGCGAACCAAAACGCUUCUGGGAUCGCUGUACCCACUCUCACGUUCUCCGCCAAAGACGAUCCGAUCGUGGCGAGCGCCACCGUUCCGGACCAACUCGCGCAAUCGAACCCCAAUCUCAUCUUUGCGAGCACGAAACACGGUGGUCAUCUCGGUUGGUUCGAAGGCUUCUUCCGACCCAGAAGGUGGAUCUCGAAGCCUGUCUUGGAGUUCUUGAGGGAGAUCGAGAGGGCGGAUGAUGGAUUGCCGAGAAGGGCCGCGGAGAUCAUCGGUGCACAGCCGGGGGCGGUCGCCAAGAGGCCCGAAGUGGGGGAUGAGAUGGUCUUGGUCAAAGGCAUGGAGGAGACGGUUGGGUUCAAGUUGAUCAAAGAGGAGUUGCAUGACGAAGCGGCGACGCCAGGGAGUGAGGCACCGGAUCUGACGAAAGGGUUAUAG